Racocetra fulgida is the source of this 1515-nucleotide messenger RNA. The record is from the annotation of a GenBank genome assembly. Lineage: Eukaryota; Fungi; Glomeromycota; Glomeromycetes; Diversisporales; Gigasporaceae.
AUGGAUCUACUUUUAUCAUGCUUUCUUGCAGCUGCAUUUCCUUCCGAUAUAAGCCAAAGUGCUGAGUGCUCAAGCAAACAAAUUAUAGUCGGUUUACAUCAAGAUCAGAAAAAACAAAUGCAAACUAAAUUGACCAGACAACAAAUGACUGGCUUAUUCCAGCAACAUAAUUUUGGAUCCACUGCUACUUUUAUUCGGGAUCAAACUAAAAAUGAUGCACUUGAAUCCACUUCAACUUACAGCAUUCAGACGACCGUGGACAACUCUGACAUGAUAAAAUGUGUGGGUAAAAAUAGUGUCACAAAUUUAAAUAGAGACAUGUAUAAUCUCUCUAGUAUCUCAGGUUCCAUCGUUAUUGAUGAUGAUAUAAAUCAUUUUAAGCUAAAAAACAAGAAUGUUGAUUCAUUAAAUCCAAUUUCUGAAAAAAGAAAUAAUAAUUUGAUGACAACAGAUGUUUCCGGCAUUCAUGAGGAUAGGGAUGAUCGUGUUAUCGUCUGGAAACGGCCCUUGGACCGUGCACAAACAAAUUCUCCUGAAGAUAAAAGUGCAAAUCAAAAUUCAUAUGCAAUAAACCUUAAUACUAGUGCUAAAAGUACUUCAAAAACUCUUGAAACUUAUAAAGAAAAGCAAAAAACUGCUAGUCAACAACCUAGAAUUGAUGAUUCCUCUAUUGAUGGCGCAGAAUAUUAUCGACGUAUGCCUAAUGUUUCCGAGGAUUAUGCUAAAGAAAACCUUUAUCCAAAUUUACAAAAGUUUAUGGAAUUGGUUCGUUGUGGAGACAUUUUAAUUCAAUUCUACGCAACGUUGGAGACUGAAAAAAUCUUACCGAGAAAUGCUGAUGUAGAACUUUUUCGCCCCAUAAUUCAAUAUUGUGUGUCGGAUCUAAUUCUCGGUAUGCUUGCGAAGUCACUAAAUCUUCAAGAUAAAUUUACCUUAUUAAUUGAUGAAAAUGAAUCAAAACAUGCCAAUUAUGUCAGAGCAUUUGUUGGUGGAUAUUAUAUGAUAGCUGGCCACAACGAAGCACACAUGCUUAUAAAACAGUUAUUACUCAACCUUCUUAAAAAAUCAGUAUCUGAAAUUUCUAGGUUUACAACUGGUGAAAAAUUAAACCUUACAGAAAUUUAUGAAUGUUUCAAGUUUGAUGUGUAUACAUUAUCGGAUGAACACGCAACAUUAACUGGCACCGCUCCUGAGUUAUUUUUCAGAUGGACAUUGGCACACUAUCGCUCUAUUCCCCAAUAUUAUUGUACGAAAGUUAAUGGAAUAAAUCAUGCCAAGGUUCACAUUGGCAAUGGUGUAUAUACUGAAGACGUUGAUUCAGACUGGAAUACGGCUGUUGGUAAUGCUUUUCGUAAUGCAUAUCAGAACCUAAAAGAGAAUGGUGAUAAUGAAAAUUUGAGUUUUACAGAAAUUAUCAAAAAAAAAAAUUUUGCAAAAUUUGAAGCUAUCCGAAAAAUUGUAUUAAUUCCUUUUAUCAGUCAAAUAAAGUUCCGACUUUCAAAAAUCAGCCAGUAA